Messenger RNA from Zychaea mexicana, 827 nucleotides. Its product is annotated as kinase binding protein CGI-121-domain-containing protein. The coding region runs from base 195 to 722 and encodes 175 amino acids. NCBI's taxonomy places the organism in Eukaryota, Fungi, Mucoromycota, Mucoromycetes, Mucorales, Lichtheimiaceae. Gene Ontology annotation, cellular component: EKC/KEOPS complex; nucleus; cytosol. The transcript is spliced from 5 exons. The record is from RefSeq and is a predicted model, not a curated record. Gene Ontology annotation, biological process: telomere maintenance via recombination; tRNA threonylcarbamoyladenosine modification.
UUACUAUAUUAGCGUCAUUUUUGUUGUUCUGCAUCCGGAUCGCUAAGUGUUCGUAUCGCUCCAAGUGAAUUUAAAGGGGAACAAGAAAGAAAAUAGUGUUUUACUAUGAGUGUGAGUGAGCAGUUCGUAACUCAGCAAUUCGCAUAGUUCAAAUCCGUAUCUGACAGGAAAAGAACCUUCACGUUUUUCUUGUAAUGGAAUCGCACACGCUAGAACUAUACCCUGAUCGCGGGAUUGUGCACGUAUCCCUCUUUCGCAACGUUACCAAUGCACCUGAGUUACGAAAACGAUUAAUAGCACAAGACACAACACUUGCUUGUGCACUGGUGGACGCUACUGUGGUAAUGAAUGUUUUUCACGUUCUUCUCGCGACCAAUCGUGCUGUGCACGAUGAGCAGAAUAACCAGAUAAAGAGCCACAACGUCCAUUCCGAAAUUGUUGUCGAUCUUUCACCUUCACCGAACAUUGCACAAGCGUUUCGGAGGUUUGGAUUAACCGAUGAAACCAAGGAUCUAGUAGUAGUUAAAGUUGGAGGUGAAACUGCUGAGGUUGAAAAGGAAAUGCGCGAGAAUGUAAAAGGAGACCUGGUACCCUUGAGUCAGUUAGAAGAUGUGAGAGAUAUCAAGAAAAUCAAAAAGUAUUAUCAAGUAGGAAACGAAGAUGAUUUAGACAUAAUCAUGCAACUAGUGGCAGGUGCUAUGGCCUUGAAAGGACAUGUAUAAUAAUAUAAAGGCAAAAGUUUUGAACGAGGAAUAUGACAAUUCUUUGGGACUUGGCAUAACCUACGAUGUAUUCGUGUGGAAGAUUUAUAAUUCGUUUUCCUUCUC